AUGUCAUCUCUUACAUCAUCUUCAUCUGAAUCUGCUACACCAGAUCAGUGGAAUAAACCUGAUAAGGAGGGAGAGUUGAAGAAACAAGGACAUAUUGUAAAGAAUUGGAAGAAGAGAUGGUUUGUGAUUCAGAAGGACUUGUUGUUCUAUUUCAAGGACAAGUCAGAUCCAAAGCCAAUUGGUGUGGUGCCUUUGAGGAUGUGUCGCGUCAGCGAGAGCAAGUCCAUUGGCAAAUCACACUGCUUCGAGCUGGUGUCACCACGCAUCGACAAGACCUUCUUUAUCCAGUGCGCCAGCGCUGAUGAGAUGAGCGGCUGGAUCAAGGCCGUCGAGCGCGGCUCAGAGUACUCGGUGGUGGGCACGCCCUUCAACCUCAAGCACAUUGUCCACGUCGACUUCAACUCGGCCACUGGAUUCUCUGGUCUGCCCAAGGAGUGGGAGGUCAUCCUCAAGUCAAACAACAUCACCAAAGAUGAAGUCCUCGACAAGCCCAACGAGUGGCUUCAAGUUCUCGAGUUCCAGGCAGCACGUGCUGCCAACGAGCAAUCAGGUCAAAAGCCAGCCUCAUCAGCAUUGCCAGAGGAAUCAAACCAGACCUUGGGUGAUUUGGUCAACAGAGAGGACCCAACAAAGAUAUAUAAGAACAUGACAAAGAUUGGAGAGGGCGCAGCGGGAGAGGUGUUUGUGGCCACAUCUUCAAAGACGAAUAAGCGAGUGGCUAUUAAGAAGAUUGAGAUCAACAAUGAUAAUGCAAAGUUGUUGGUGACAGAGAUCGCUAUUAUGAAGACGAGCCAGCAUGAGAACAUCGUCAACUACAUCGACAGCUACGUCGUCAAUGACAAGGAGCUGUGGGUGUGCAUGGAGUUCAUGGGCGGCGGCUGCCUCACCGACAUCCUCGAGUGCUUCGAGACGGUCAAGAUGACCGAGGAGCAGAUCGCCUACACCGUGCGCGAGACCUUGCGCUCGCUCGAGUACAUCCACUCGCUGCACCGCAUUCAUCGUGACAUCAAGAGUGACAACAUCCUGCUGGGCUCCGAGGGCACGGUCAAGAUCGCCGACUUUGGCUACGCCGCGCAGCUCACACAGAAGCAGCAGAAGCGUAACACCGUGGUGGGCACACCAUACUGGAUGGCACCCGAGCUGAUCCGUGGCCAUGACUACGGCAUCAAGGUGGACAUCUGGAGUUUAGGCAUCAUGAUGAUGGAGAUGGUCGAGGGUGAGCCACCCUACAUGUCGUUCCCACCUCUCAGAGCACUUUUCCUCAUCACCACCAAGGGUAUCCCACCCCUCAAGGAGCAGUCCAAGUGGUCCAAGGACUUUAUCGACUUUUUCAACAAGUGUCUGGAUAUCAAUGUACAAACAAGACCUGAUGCAACAGCCCUUCUUAAGCACCCAUUCAUGGCCAAAGCAUGUGACGCAUCACAGUUCAAACCUCUGAUACAGAUGUCCAGAGAGUCAUCCUCAUAA
Molecule: messenger RNA, 1467 nt
Organism: Acytostelium subglobosum LB1
Lineage: Eukaryota; Evosea; Eumycetozoa; Acytosteliales; Acytosteliaceae
Exons: 4
Coding region: 1-1467 (488 amino acids)
Biological process (GO): intracellular signal transduction; regulation of MAPK cascade; protein phosphorylation
Cellular component (GO): cytoplasm
Molecular function (GO): protein serine/threonine kinase activity; ATP binding
Source: RefSeq, a predicted model, not a curated record